AUGCAUGUUUCCAUGUUUGUUGGUAAGAUAGCAGGAAUAUAUGUUGGUAAGGGAAUGGUGAUCCACUUCACAAGAGGAGCAACUCAAGAAUCUGGAACAAGAUCAGUCUUGGACAGUUUUCCUAUAAGUUCACCACCUCAUCAUCAUGCUACCCGUGACACUCCAUGCCCUAGAUGUGGUUACCAAACAAAGACUGAAGGUGUCACUCGAACCUGCUUGGACUGUUUUCUUUAUGGUGGGUAUCUAUACCUGUUUGAGUAUGGUGUCUCAUCUGCAUUUUUUCUAGCCAAAGCUAGAGGGGGCACUUGCUCCACUGCAUCUUCGGAUCCAACAGAGGCUGUUCUUCACCGUGCUUUUUUUCUUUUCAAGAAUGGUUUUGGUGGCUACCAUUUGUUCAAGAAUAACUGUGAAGACUUUGCAAUGUACUGCAAAACAGGCUUGCUUGUAGUGACAAACAUCAGUGUAGGGCAAAGUGGACAAGCAACAUCUCUCUUGGCAGCUGCUGGUGCCAUAGUUUCUUCACCACUUGUGUUUAUGACCACCAGCUUGUGUGGUCUUGCUUUGGUUGGAUAUGGCACGUAUUGUGUUAGCAGAUAUGUUUCUGACAUUGGAGUACGCUGUGAUGUAACAAAAGUUUCAGUAGAGAGGAUUCAAGAGGUGGCCAAAGAAGAUUGGAUACAAGACAUUGUUACAUGGUCUGGAGAAAUUAUUACAUGGUCUAGAUUAUGUGGUCUAAAUCAAUAUUUACAUAAUAUCUAA
Molecule: messenger RNA, 759 nt
Organism: Sphenostylis stenocarpa
Lineage: Eukaryota; Viridiplantae; Streptophyta; Magnoliopsida; Fabales; Fabaceae
Source: the annotation of a GenBank genome assembly